This is a messenger RNA of Taeniopygia guttata (zebra finch), 1667 nucleotides long. RefSeq names its product putative protein ARB2BP. Lineage: Eukaryota; Metazoa; Chordata; Aves; Passeriformes; Estrildidae. The record is from RefSeq and is a predicted model, not a curated record. Gene Ontology annotation, molecular function: siRNA binding. Gene Ontology annotation, cellular component: nucleus. Gene Ontology annotation, biological process: regulatory ncRNA-mediated heterochromatin formation.
AUGACAGAUUUUACAGAAGAGGAUACGUGGUUGGAAAUACAAGGUGAACUCAGUCUGAGGAAACUAGCAGAGGGUUCAGAGUAUCGAGAGGAACUAAAAUACGACUUCAAUAUAAAAGGGGAACUGAGGCAUCUGGAUACAAAUGAGUCCUUUGUUUUCAAUUACUACAAGAAUGACCAUGAGCAGAAUCAUAAACGCUAUGAAGUUCUGGGACAUUUUAUUACUCAGUAUGUUUAUGAGCUCCUGGAAAGAGUCUGCAUGCUGCAGAAGGUUUAUAUUCCUACUGAUGCUACAGAGGAUGAACCAAGAAGCUUCUUUUUCAUGAGCAAGGAUGCACUAACAAGUUCCUCUAGCCUAAUUAUCCUUCUUCAAGACCGUGGAGUUUUUUGUGCUGGACAGUGGGGGCGAAGGGCAAUUGUCAGUGAGGGCCUGAAACAUGGAACACAAAUACCAUUCAUCAAAAUGGCCCUGCAAAGCCACUGGGAAGUGAUUGUACUGAACCCCAAUGACAAUUUCACUGAUCUGAACACUGAAAAGGAGAGAUUUUCUGCCAGGGAAGAAGCGCUUACUUUUACCCAGGGUGCCUGUUGGAUCCCCAAAAGGGGCAGCAGCAGCCCUGAAGAGCAUACCGUGUAUGUAUGGGAUCAUUUCAUUGCACAGAGUGCAGCCAGGAACGUGGCCUUCAUUGCCCAUGGCUAUGGGGGGUUGGUGUUUGUUGAUCUGCUGGUGCAGAGGAAAUGUGAGGUGAUGAAUAAAGUGUGCUCUGUGGUGUUCAUCGACUCCACGCACAACGUGCAGCACCAGAGCAGACAUGAUCCAGAAAUACAGGAAUGGAUAAACAAAAACUGCCAAGAAUGGGUGUCUAACAGUAAACCCCUAAAUAAAACUGUGCACUUUCUCAUGAGAGCAAAUUGUCCCACUUUCUCUGCUGGAACAGAAAAGUAUAGUUUAGCACCCUCCUGCUGCUUACAAUCCAUCUUUAAGUACCUGAAAACCAUGCUGAAAGCCAAGAUCACAACAGCCUUGAGGAGUUCACCUGUUGCAACUAGAAGCAACACAAGAAAGAAGACAGGCAAUAAAUAAAGGUACACUGGUUUGUUCUUGAUAGUGGUCUCUCCCUUUCAUAAGUGCUUCUGCUCCUUUCCAUCACUUAAGCACCUUCAUCUCACUAUGGAGAAAUUCACAGUUCUGAGUUUGAAACUAUGUUUGGUUUUGGGAAGAAAAACACUAUUAGGAAAUAUAUGCCUUGUUUAAAGCCUUAAGCCACAACCCUUUGGCUAGCUGUGAAAUUUAAAGUUGAAUUCAAGAUGUUAAGGUAUACCAACUCUCAUCUAUCAUUUUCUAUAAUAAACAUUCUAUAGUUUUGGCUCUAUAAUCAGACUAAACGAUCAGGAAAACAUUUGCUUAAGUGCUUAGUUUCAUUAGAAGGCCAAAUCUGGAAUAGCAAAACAUGUAACAAUCUGUUUCCUCCUAUGUAUCAUGUAUUGUUUAAAAUCUACCAAGAGCUGGAACACACGGAGGUAAAAUAAUUUCCAUUUUAAAGCCCACUGAGCCUGUGAGAAUACUGGACAUGAGCUGCUACAGAGAUACACUAGUCUGGCAACCUGCAGUUACCAAGCUGAUGCAAGGGAAUUACACUGCUUUUCUCUCUCACUUGUUUAACUUUA